Molecule: messenger RNA, 1188 nt
Organism: Condylostylus longicornis
Lineage: Eukaryota; Metazoa; Arthropoda; Insecta; Diptera; Dolichopodidae
Gene: Pgam5
Product: serine/threonine-protein phosphatase Pgam5, mitochondrial
Exons: 4
Coding region: 116-991 (291 amino acids)
Biological process (GO): positive regulation of mitochondrial fission
Cellular component (GO): mitochondrion
Source: RefSeq, a predicted model, not a curated record
UGUCAGUUGAUUAGAGACGAUUGACAGACAGUGUGAAUCAAACCAGUUUAGUUCUAUGAAAAAUUAUAUAUAUUUUUUUUAAAUUGUAUUUUAGUUAAAAACAUAAAAUUAGAAAAUGGUGGUAUGGCCUCGUCUGUCUUUUGUAAUCGGAUCUACUAGUGGAUUAGCCGCUUAUCUUUAUAAUAAAAUAUCUGAUGAGAGAAAUGUUCAUAAUUCUUGGACAAAUACAGACCGUUUAGUUCCUGAUUGUGCAAAAUGGGAUCAUAAUUGGGACUGUCGGGAACCACGCAGUAUUGUUCGGCCGCCAAAAAGUAUUCUUGACUUAAGUCCUGAAGAAGAAAAUGCUUACAACAAGAAAUUGGAUAGUGUUCGUCCAAAAAUAACUCGUCAUAUUUUUCUUAUUCGACAUGGGGAAUAUCUCGAUAUUGGCGAAUCGGACCUGGAUAAGCAUUUAACAGAAGUUGGCAGGAAGCAAGCGAAAUAUACAGGGGAAAGAUUGAAAUCUUUAAAUAUUAAGUGGGAUCGUAUUAUCUCUUCAACAAUGACAAGAGCACAAGAAACUGCACAAAUUGUCACUAAAGCGUUAGGAGUACCGAUAACUGAUCAUUGCAAUUUAAUUAGAGAAGGGGCUCCUAUUCCACCAGAGCCACCCGUUGGACAUUGGAAACCAGAAGCAUCGCAGUUCUUUUGCGACAGUGCCCGAAUAGAAGCUGGAUUUAGGCGAUAUUUUCAUAGAGCGGAUGUUAAAGAACAACAUGAUACAUACACUUUGAUUAUAGGACAUGGGAAUGUUAUUAGAUAUUUUGUGUGCAGAGCCUUACAGUUUCCCCCAGAGGCAUGGCUAAGAAUUAGCUUAAAUCACGGGUCUAUUACAUGGAUUUCUAUUUUACCAUCAGGUCGAGUAACUUUGAGAAACUUAGGAGAUUCUGGUCAUAUACCAGCAGACUUAGUUACACAUAAGCUGCCUCAAAUUAAAGGAUCAAAGCUAUAAAAACUGAGUCUUCCAAUUAUAUAACACGAUAUUCGUUAUCCGUUUUAUAAGAACCACGUCCAUUUCCAAAAAGCAAGUUAAUGAUAUUUUAAAUAGAAAAUAUGCAAAUAUCCACUGCGAAUUUUUUUUAAUAAAUUGAAAAGAUAAAAAGUACUAAGAUGUUUUUCGCAUCUUUAGAAAAAUAUAAUAAAGAAUAC